Thalassophryne amazonica is the source of this 3278-nucleotide messenger RNA. RefSeq names its product ATPase Na+/K+ transporting subunit alpha 2a (gene atp1a2a). Gene Ontology annotation, biological process: potassium ion import across plasma membrane; intracellular sodium ion homeostasis; proton transmembrane transport. Gene Ontology annotation, molecular function: P-type sodium:potassium-exchanging transporter activity; ATP hydrolysis activity; ATP binding. The record is from RefSeq and is a predicted model, not a curated record. Gene Ontology annotation, cellular component: membrane. NCBI's taxonomy places the organism in Eukaryota, Metazoa, Chordata, Actinopteri, Batrachoidiformes, Batrachoididae. The transcript has 24 exons. Bases 34 to 3066 code for a protein of 1010 amino acids.
ACUGCAGAACGUGCGCGCGUCUCCACGUCCAGCAUGGGCCGAGGGAGAGGAGCCGAGAACGGAGGCAAGAGGAAGAAGAAGGACAGGGAGCUGGACGAGCUGAAGAAGGAGGUGUCCUUGGAUGAACACAAAAUAUCUCUGGAUGAUCUGAGCCAACGCUACAGCGUGGACCUAACACGGGGGCUGACCAAUGCCAAGGCUGAGGAGGUGCUGGCUCGAGAUGGUCUCAAUGCCUUGACCCCGCCACCCACCACCCCAGAAUGGGUCAAAUUCUGCCGUCAGCUGUUCGGCGGUUUCUCCAUCCUGCUCUGGAUUGGCGCCGUCCUCUGUUUCCUGGCCUACAGCAUCCAGGUGUCCACAGAGGAUGAGCCAGUCAACGACAACCUGUACCUGGGCGUGGUGCUGGCCUCCGUGGUCAUCAUCACCGGCUGUUUCUCCUACUACCAGGAGGCCAAGAGUUCCCGCAUCAUGGACUCCUUCAAGAAAAUGGUGCCACAGCAAGCGUUGGUGAUCCGGGAGGGGGAGAAGAUGCAGAUCGAUGCCGAGCUGCUGGUGCUGGGAGACCUGGUGGAGAUCAAAGGAGGAGAUCGGGUCCCAGCUGACCUUCGAGUCAUCUCCUCCCACGGAUGUAAGGUGGACAACUCGUCUCUGACGGGAGAGUCGGAGCCACAGACACGCUCGCCGGAGUUGACCCACGACAACCCUCUGGAGACCCGCAACAUCUGUUUCUUCUCUACCAACUGUGUCGAGGGUACGGCUCACGGCAUCGUGAUAGCAACGGGUGACAGGACAGUUAUGGGUCGCAUCGCCACUCUGGCAUCUGGGCUGCAGAUGCGCCGCACGCCCAUCAGCGUAGAGAUUGAACAUUUCAUUCACAUCAUCACGGGCGUGGCUGUAUUUCUGGGCAUGACCUUCUUCAUCCUGGCACUUAUCCUGGGCUACACCUGGCUGGAGGCCGUCAUCUUCCUCAUUGGCAUCAUCGUGGCGAACGUGCCUGAAGGACUGCUAGCUACUGUCACGGUGUGUUUGACUCUCACCGCCAAGCGAAUGGCCAAGAAGAACUGCCUGGUGAAGAACCUGGAGGCUGUAGAGACUCUCGGCUCCACCUCCACCAUCUGCUCCGACAAGACAGGCACGCUGACCCAGAACCGCAUGACCGUGGCUCACAUGUGGUUCGACAACCAGAUCCACGAGGCCGACACCACUGAGGACCAAUCUGGUUGUGGUUUUGACAAGCACUCUGCUACGUGGGCCGCUCUGUCUCGUGUGGCCGGCCUGUGCAACAGAGCAGAUUUCAAAGUGGGCCAGGAGCACCUUCCCGUCCUCAUGAGGGAGAUGGCGGGGGAUGCGUCUGAGUCCGCUCUCUUCAAAUGCAUCGAGGUGUGCUGCGGCAGCGUUCGUGAGUUAAGAGCCAGAAACCCCAAAGUGGCAGAAAUCCCCUUCAACUCCACUAACAAGUACCAGCUCUCAAUCCAUGAGGCAGAGCACAAUCCCUCCGGUCAUAUUCUGGUCAUGAAGGGAGCCCCCGAGAGGAUCCUGGACAGGUGCAGCACCAUUAUGAUGAACGGCCAGGAGCAUCUGCUGGACCAUGACUGGAGAGAUUCAUUCCAAAAUGCCUACAUCGAGCUGGGAGGACUGGGAGAGAGAGUUCUUGGCUUCUGCCACCUGAAUCUGUCUUCGUCGCAGUUUCCCCGAGGAUUCACCUUCGACUGUGAGGACACGAACUUCCCCACUGAGCAGCUCUGCUUCCUGGGACUCAUCUCCAUGAUUGAUCCGCCGCGUGCCGCUGUGCCUGACGCAGUGGGUAAAUGCCGCUCUGCUGGCAUCAAGGUUAUCAUGAUAACUGGGGACCACCCGAUCACAGCCAAAGCCAUCGCUAUGGGUGUGGGCAUCAUCUCUGAGGGCAACGAGACAGUGGAGGACAUUGCUGAUAGACUGGACAUCCCUCUGAGCCAAGUUAACCCCAGGGAUGCCAAGGCCUGUGUGGUGCACGGGUCAGACCUGAAGGACAUGAGCUCUGAGUACCUGGAUGAUGUGCUGAAGUACCACACUGAGAUCGUGUUUGCUCGCACCUCACCUCAACAGAAGCUCAUCAUCGUGGAGGGCUGCCAGAGACAGGGAGCGAUCGUGGCUGUGACGGGCGACGGCGUGAACGACUCUCCAGCCCUGAAGAAAGCAGACAUCGGCGUUGCCAUGGGGAUCGCCGGCUCUGAUGUGUCCAAGCAGGCAGCUGACAUGAUUCUGUUGGAUGACAACUUCGCCUCCAUCGUCACCGGCGUGGAGGAGGGUCGUCUGAUCUUUGACAAUCUGAAGAAGUCCAUCGCAUACACGCUGACCAGCAACAUCCCAGAGAUCUCGCCGUUCCUCUUCUUCAUCAUCGCCAACGUUCCCCUGCCUCUGGGGACAGUCACCAUCCUGUGCAUCGACCUGGGCACCGACAUGGUUCCGGCCAUCUCACUGGCGUAUGAGACAGCAGAGAGCGACAUCAUGAAGCGCCAACCCAGGAACCCCAUCAUGGAUAAGCUGGUCAAUGAGCGGCUCAUCAGCAUGGCCUACGGCCAGAUCGGGAUGAUCCAGGCUUUGGGAGGUUUUUUCACCUACUUUGUGAUUUUGGCUGAAAACGGGUUUCUUCCUGGAAGGCUGGUGGGCAUCCGUAUCCCGUGGGACAGCCGCAAUGUCAACGACCUGGAAGACAGCUACGGACAGCAGUGGACAUAUGAGCAGAGGAAGAUUGUUGAGUUCACCUGUCACACCGCGUUCUUUGUCAGCAUCGUCAUUGUCCAGUGGGCGGAUCUUAUCAUCUGUAAGACCCGGAGGAACUCUCUCUUUCAGCAGGGCAUGACGAACGUCAUCCUGAUCUUCGGCCUGUUCGUUGAGACCACUCUGGCUGCCUUCCUGUCCUACUGUCCUGCAAUGGACGUCGCCUUGCGCAUGUACCCCCUGAAGAUCCUGUGGUGGUUCUGUGCGUUCCCGUACAGUUUCAUCAUCUUUGUUUAUGAUGAGGUCCGUAAAUUCAUUCUCAGGAGGAACCCUGGAGGUUGGGUGGAGCAGGAGACGUAUUAUUAGCGUUCAUAACGUGACACUGUGAAACGUGCGCCUGUGCACGAUGACUGAUUGUCAGCGUGCGCUCGUGAAGGAACAUCUGUGUCACGCUGCACGGAUCUCCUCACGAAUCUGAUUAUCAUAAAAAUACAGCUGGAAAUCUGCUUUUCAUUGGACACAGAGUUUUUGUUUUCUCAGGAAACAUCCACAGCGCAGGAACGGCGACAUGUACCUCA